AUGAAUGGAAUGAAAGGCUCCUUAAAUAGUCGUUUAGAUAGACCUCCAACAAGGUCUUUAUUUGUAUUUACUGAAAAAUCUGUUUUAAACCUUGUUUUAACUCUCGAUUUUCGCGUUUGCAGGUAUACCGACAUUAUGUUAGGCUGUAUCGUUUUAGGCGAAGAGAACGCAUUUCCUGUUGAUUACGAUACAAGCAAGACC
Funneliformis geosporum is the source of this 201-nucleotide messenger RNA. The record is from the annotation of a GenBank genome assembly. Lineage: Eukaryota; Fungi; Glomeromycota; Glomeromycetes; Glomerales; Glomeraceae.